UCACAAAUUUUGCCCACUGGCGACUGCAUGCAGAUAUGAUUCCUAACUUGAAUGUUUAGUCUAUUAGUCUAUCAAUGAUAAGAGGACAUCUCUGAAGCCCGGGAUGGAAUACAUUUCAACAGCAGUAAAAGUUAUCUUUCUUUUCUUUUUCCACCUCGGACUGUAUCUUGUUCAAAGCAAAAGUCUGGAGUGGAGCGAUGUGUCACGCGGUUUUUCGUCUCAGUUUUUACACCAAACGAGAGGCGGACUACGGAAGAGAAACAAACUAAACGGAAACCAGUAAUUAUCUAUGAGGGGACUGUUUUUCAACCGUUAUUCCACGCCUAUUGCGCAUCGAUGUGGAUAAUACUUUCUCUACACUACAGACGUCAAUAGGAACCAUAGUUGUUAGGGGUUAGUACGAAACUAGCUAUAUAAAAGCAAAGAAAUAUAGGAACAGAUAGAUCAAAGUGUAAUUUAAAAUGCAUAUGAGAAUUACUUACAAACUGUCAGGUUGAUGGACCGCAACUUCAUAUCAGGAAAGUAGCCUCUUUCGCAUCACAAAGAUAUAUGGCUAUAAUUUGUAAGACUAAGACAAAGGUUAUAAGCUGUGAGAUGGCGUGGUCAGUACACUGGGGCCUCCUCCUGCUCUGCAUAGUGAUCCUCUACUGCCAACCAGUGUCCACCGGCAACCACAGCUCCCGGGUGCAGUCAGGUUCGUCACAGGUAAAGACAGGUACCUGUGAAGUAGUGGCUGCCCAUCGCUGCUGCAAUAAGAACAAGAUUGAGGAGCGCUCUCAAACAGUCAAGUGUUCCUGCUUCCCUGGUCAGGUCGCCGGAACAACAAGGGCAAUGCCCUCUUGUGUUGAAGCAUCCAUCGUGCGUCAGAAGUGGUGGUGUCAGAUGCAGCCCUGUCUGGAGGGAGAGGAGUGUAAAGUACUGCCUGAUCUCACUGGCUGGUCCUGCAGCUCUGGAAACAAAGUCAAGACCACCAAGGUGGCGCGGUAGCAAAAAAACCCAUCUCAGCCAAUCGACUGAGACCCUGAACGUGCCACGGCCUGGCCAGUUGUCAAUCACACACAUUUUUUGCUUUGAAAAAAGUGAAGAUCUGCUUCAGUCCCCAGAAUAUAAUGAGGAAUACAAUAGCAAAUGAGCAGCCCUAUCAAAUGAGUAGAGUGACUGAUGUGAAUGUAAAGGCGAACUCAAGAGGAACUCAAGGAGCCUAUGUCAUACAGUACUCACCCUUACUUCCCUGACUGUGUCCUCUGAGAGACAGAGAUGGGUGUAGCCAUGGCAGCCAGCUCCUACCUGAGACUAACGGGCAGAUAAAAAUAUAGCUUGUUAAGUCUUUCAAUGGGAUUCCAUAUUGUGUUCUGUCAGCGGGAUAUUGUCUUUCUGUGACAGAUAAAUGCUGAGCUGGGGAUUGCUGUAUGCAUUCAGGCUAACUUUUGGAUGAGCCACGCGCAGAGACACAACUGAACAAUGUUUCAAUAAAUAGACUGUGAACUUGGACCAAUGGCUUUAUGGAGAGAGACUCUUGUCUUGACUGUCUCAUUAAGCAAUGUGCCCUGCUAGUGACAAGUGGAAGCACCUCCGAUUUGGGAAUUCUUAUUGAUACAAUAUGUGUAGAGAUUCAGCCACACACACACACACACACACACACACACACACACACACACACACACACACACACACACACACACACACACACACACACACACACACACACACACACACACACACACACACACACACACACACACACACACACACACACACACGUGCACAGAGAGCUUUUCAUCUCACCCAGUUAGACAAGCCACCACCUGCAAGGAUGCGAUGCCAUGCAAAUAGACAGAUGCAAAACAACGGCUGUUUGAAAUGCAAAUCACGAGGAGAGGAGGAGGGAGGAAAGAAGCUUCUUCACUGCCGAGAGUAUUUACAUCACGCUUUAGUUUGUCUUUCCAACUCCCGUCUCCCAUGGAGAGGACCUCUGUAAUAGCAAUGAUGUGAAAUGGUGCAGAAUCGUCUGUGCCUUCAAGCAAAUUGUGUCUACAAGCAAAAUAGAACAUUCAUUCUAAUGUCAUUUACCAUCCUUACUUUCUGUCCUCUCAACACUUUUGUACAUCUACGUAUACUCAUAAUAAUUGUCAUUCUUUUGUUCAUUCUUAGGGUAAUUUGAGAAUUCAGGAGGUAAGUUUUCAUAUUUUACCACUACGUUGUCAAGUUGUUUUGAUGAUACAGCGCUUCAAUGAUACAGUAAACCGAUUUCUUCCUAAAGCAACAUCACAUCAUGACAACCCAUCAGAACAUGACAGACAGCCAUUUAUGAGUAAAACUCAACACAAAGAGUUGUUUGUUUGCAGGUUGGCAUUUAUUGUAAGGAAUGUUGCCCUGGAGGUAACUGCAGAGUGGUCACUAGCUGGCACUAACAUAACCUUAACCCUAACCUUAACCACACUGCUAACCAUAAUGCCUAACCCUAACCUUAAAUUAAGAUAAAAAAAAAAGCACAUUUUUGUUUUCAUGAAUUCUUACGAUAUCGACAAUUUGAUUUUGCAGCCAGCCCAUCUAGUGGAAAUCGUUCAGUUCUGCCCCCAGGGCAAGAUUCAUGACAAUAAACGUCAACCUGCCCAAAUCAUUACCUUGUAAAAUUAUUUGGCAUUUACAUCUUCUGAACUGUCACAAAUGGUCAUAUGUAAUGUCAUGUUUGUGACAGAAUCAUUAAUGCUAGUGUAUAUGAUGUCUAACCUAACCUACAGAGAUUUAGGGGAGAAGGGUAAGUUGAGAUUUUUUUUUACAUUCAGCAUCAGCUCGUCAAGGGAAAUAUAGUAUUAUUUCUAAGAUAUCUACAUAUAUUUCAGGAUGUUGUGUAUCCCUGGAAAUAAUCAGAAUUCAUGUAAACAUUACAGUUUUGAAAACAUAGCUUGUCCAAAAAAAGUGUUCUCUUGGCACAACUUAUCCGGGCUAUGGGGUAAGUUAAGCCACCUACACAUUUCUGUACUGAAUUAAAUAUUACCACUACCUUUUUAAACCAUGUCUAUCUUUAUUUCCCAAACACAAUUCAACACCAUCACAAUCACUUAUUUUGUAUUUUAAUAAUUUUAAGUAUCUUUUAACACAGGCUUAACUCCUAACAAACACGUUGUACUUUUUUUAAACACGGUUAUCUCAUAUCCCAGCGAUAAUGCCUUGCAUUAUGCCUGGGAAGAAAACACUUCCAUUUGUAAACGUACCCCAAGGCAAACAUGUUGACUCUAUUAGCCCACACAGCUACGAGGAUGCACUUUCAUGCGAGGUUUAGGACCCCAUAUUGAGACCCCAACUGAAGUAUUCAACAAUCUUAAAAUAUCUAGUAGUUUAGUUUAGAUAUAAACAUGACGAAACCUGUAACACAAUAAAUUAAUUUGACUUGUUUAAAAUCUGCUUUCUGGACCUUCUGAAACUUGCUUACCACUUUUCCAUGUGGUUUCUUCCUUCACGGACUCCAUUAAAUUAUGACUUUUUUCUAAAUAUUUGGUCAACUGAUUAAUUUUGUGCAUGGUUUACUAGAAACAAGGGUGGCUCAACUUACCCCUUUGGCUAAACUUACCCCAUUCUCCCCUACUCAACAUUAACAGUUCACAAUUAUUUCUGUUCCAAAUGUAUUCAUCACAACCGUCUCCUAAUAACCUAGAGAUGACACAGCUAAUUAAUAAAGUGUGAAUAUGAUAAAUAUGACCAUUAUUGCACAGUGUGUGUGUUUGUGUGUGUGCGUGUGUGUAUCUGUGUGCGUGUUUUGCCUGGUGAGGCAAGAAUUAAAAUCACCCUGCAAUUUGGUCAUGGCUCCAAGAUUUGUUCCAUUUGUCUUGUCUUGUGCAUGAACGUCUAGAAUUGGAAUUACAUUUAACAUAAUUAGAGAGUUCAACAAUUAUAUUUUAAUGAAUAUAAUAUUAAUCAGACUAACAUUAAUGUUAGUUAAUCUGUCUGUGUAUAAUUAAUUCAUAGUGCAUGUACAGUAUUUUUAUAUCUCAUAGCUGUAUGCACAGGCAGAUUGGUGCAUACUGUGUACUGUAGCUACUUCUUAUCAAGUACAUUAAACCAUAGAAUGCAGUCUUUCUC
Messenger RNA from Salmo salar (Atlantic salmon), 4080 nucleotides. It is a transcript of the gene tafa4, whose product is annotated as TAFA chemokine like family member 4. The record is from RefSeq and is a predicted model, not a curated record. Gene Ontology annotation, molecular function: receptor ligand activity. NCBI's taxonomy places the organism in Eukaryota, Metazoa, Chordata, Actinopteri, Salmoniformes, Salmonidae.